Necator americanus (New World hookworm) is the source of this 480-nucleotide messenger RNA. RefSeq lists its product as uncharacterized. The coding region runs from base 1 to 480 and encodes 159 amino acids. NCBI's taxonomy places the organism in Eukaryota, Metazoa, Nematoda, Chromadorea, Rhabditida, Ancylostomatidae. The record is from RefSeq and is a predicted model, not a curated record. The transcript has a single exon.
AUGCUUAAUUCAAUAAACAGAAAGAAGACACAGUUCAUGAAGAACGCCUACUGCGAGGACGGAGGUGUACAACUUGAAGGCUUCAAAAUCGUGGAAACUUCGUCAUACGUAUACCUCGGAUAUUCUAUGAAUAUGGAAAACGACUUGAAGGAAGAAUUGAAUAGAAGAAUGAGGGCAGCAUUCGCAGCCGUCAGGGAAGCUACGGACCAACUGACGGACCAAGAUCCUCGUGCCCAUCUGUUCGACUCGACAGUUCUUCCAGCGCUUUGUUACGCAGCGGAGACGUGGGCAGACACCUCUGCCACGUCUAGAAAGCUACUUACUACCCACAGAGCCCUUGAGAGAUUAAAGAUUUUACCGAAGUUUCUGAAGUUUAACCGGCGCACACAAUACCUAGCCGAUCUUCGCAGCUCCGAUUUAAGAGGAAUGUCCCCUCUUCGCGACCCAGCGGAAUAUGUAUCGAAAGCAAAACAUAGAUAG